AUGGUCGGCAAGCGAGCUCUCCCGAGCUUAACGACACAGAGUCGCCCAGGUUCUGCCAAUGGGCCAUCGAGCAGUCGGCAGCGGGAAGAUCUUGAGAGUGGAGGGGAUUCGAAUUCAUACCAAAACAGCAAUGGCAAUGGAGCGCGGCCGCGACCCGAUCUCUGGCGAUUCCGGGAUGCAGCGAAGACGGCAUUGGAAGACAAGAGACGGGAUGAGCUGAAGAAGACGAUAUUACAGGGCGUGAAUCGGGAUGGACUGGAGAAGUUUCGCAAGUCCGAUGAGGAAUUGAAGGAGAUGAAGAACAAGAAAGUGAGGAAGUUCUAUCAGGAACAGAAUCAGCGUUUGAACGACUGGCUGGAGGUAGAUGCCAUUGUCAUGGCUAUCGCGGACGAUGUGCUGGAGAGCAUGGAUCCGGAUCCAGACCAUGACGGCCACCGCGAGCGAACAGGAGGGAUCCACGAACAUCUCGGAAACAUUGGAAAAUUGCUCCCUGAAGACGAACAAGAAAGGAGAGGGAAAGCCGAACGCAGAGCGAAGUGGGCCAUCAACAUCAAUGUCAUCGCAAACAUCAUUCUUCUUGUCGGCAAGAUCGUGGCAGCUUUUAGCACAGGCUCCCUCUCCCUCGUGGCCUCCCUCGUCGAUUCGGCUCUCGAUCUCCUCUGCACCCUCAUAGUAUGGACAACCAACAAACUCGUGGCCUGGCGCCUCAAUGCCCUCCAACGCAAGUUUCCCGUCGGACGAAAACGCCUGGAACCCAUUGGAAUCUUGGUCUUUAGUAUCAUUAUGGUCAUUUCCUUCCUACAGAUCUUGAGGGAGUCGGUUGAGAAGAUUAUGCCGCUGCAGGGAGAAGCGGAGAAAUUGCCUGGAGUCGCGAUCGGAGCGUUAGUAGCGACGGUCGGAGUGAAAGGAAUCAUUUGGUUUGGCUGUAUCCCGAUCAAGACGACACAGGUGCAGGCCCUCGCGCAGGACUGCAAGACGGAUGUCAUCUUCAAUACGCUUUCCUUGUUGUUCCCGUUCAUCGGGUACUACGCAAACGUCUGGUGGCUGGACCCAGUGGGUGCCGGGCUCCUAUCAUUGUUCAUCAUCUACGAUUGGGGUGAGUAUUUCCACACCUGCCAGGACCCAUCAUCUAGCUAACCACAGCUCUCUCACACAUACAGGUUCGACUUGCUUCGAAAACGUGACACGGCUCUCCGGCGAAGCAGCAGAACUCGACCUCGUCAAGAAACUCAUGUAUCUUGCCUACCGCUUCAGUCCCGUUGUGGAAGGCUUCAAGAGCAUCACGGCAUACCACGCAGGCGACGGAGUUUGGGUGGAAUUCGACGUCCUUCUCCCCGCAGACACCAAACUCUACCGUUCGCAUGAUAUUGCGGAAACGCUCCAGUAUUGCGCAGAAGGACUUGAUGUGAGUCGAAAGCCAAGCCAAAAAAAACCGACAUGUUGCAAGGAUUUCUCACUGACUUUUGAUUUUUUCUUUAAUUUUUAGACCGUUGAUCGCGCUUUUGUUACGACAGACUACAGCUCCAGCGGACCUACAGGACACGCCGCGGAUGCUGAGAAUAUAUAA
This is a messenger RNA of Lecanosticta acicola, 1567 nucleotides long. The record is from the annotation of a GenBank genome assembly. Lineage: Eukaryota; Fungi; Ascomycota; Dothideomycetes; Mycosphaerellales; Mycosphaerellaceae.